Molecule: messenger RNA, 2875 nt
Organism: Bombus huntii
Lineage: Eukaryota; Metazoa; Arthropoda; Insecta; Hymenoptera; Apidae
Exons: 11
Coding region: 747-1871 (374 amino acids)
Source: RefSeq, a predicted model, not a curated record
GGGAAAGUUCGAGGCAUUAGAAGGAUGUCACAAAAUUUAAGAAGAUGCCGUAAAAUUCAAGAGAAUAUUCGAGAAACAACGCUACAGGGGAGAAGGGUUAAAGGAAUUAUUCGCGGAAACGAGGGAGAAGAACAGGUCUACCGCCGGAAGAAAUUUGGAUAGGAAAGGAGGAUCUGUCGUUUAAUACGUGUUCGCCUCUUUUCCUCCUUUCUUUCAAAGUAGCUGAGUAGUUGUUUAAUUCUUAACGAGAUGGCUGCUGAAGGAACUUAAUUUAAGCUGCUUUCCACAUUUACUUUAUUUCGUUCGGUAACGAUGGCGCGACAAUUCGUGUAUAAAUCCAGUAUUGACGCGUCGCCGAUAUUUGCUAGUAUAUCAUAGAAAUCCGCAUCGAUCAUAGAAAUUCAGCGAUAUAGGCAUCAAAGGAUAUAGGUAAGCCGAUAACUCAUUUUCCAUUGGAGAAUCGAUUCGAGGAGAGUCGCAUAGAUCGAUUCGAUGUUCACUGGGUGGAGUGCGCUGCUCAUACUCGCACGUUUAACGCGAGUGCCCGUCGUCACGUGUCCCGUCGAAAAUAAGUAUCGUCUACUGAUAAAUGUGCCCGAAGCAUUGGCGGUGAAACAUGGUUAGCUACGUACAGGGGAAAUUCCAUUGGUCUCGCGUAGAUAUUUUCCUCGAUUCCCGUGAAACACGCGACCGACCGCAUUACAGUGCGAGUACCCUACACAUCACGCUUGUACGCCUAUACGCGCAUGGAACGAAGAGAUCGCUUUAUACUGCUUCGUUCUACGUGCACCGUAAAAAUGCAAAGCAGGCUUGCACGUCAGCGCAUACAUCAGCAUACACGUGCACACGAGACAGCCGUGCCGUCGCUGCCAUGGGACCUGGACGUAGAAGCGGAGGGGGUCGUUUACCCCGCACUGCCACUCCGCUAUCAACUUGCUCCGAUAUUAUCGACAAAAGACUCGACGUUUCUAAUUGACAAAGACGGAAGGGAUAUAUCAACGCGGCGCAUCUGCCGAAACGACGCGGAGGCGAAGAAAAAUGCAACGAGCGUAGGUGUAAGAAUAAAGAGGGAGAAACGGAAGCAGGAAGAGGCGGGCAAAGUGACUGGGCUGAAGCUGCUUUACAUAAGCGUCCCGCCGUACUCCUUUAGGGGCCAGAGUGCGCUUCUCGAGUGCAGAUACGACCUAGAAGCGGACAAGCUUUACUCCAUCACGUGGUACAAGGAUCACGAGGAAUUCUACAGAUACGUGCCUAGAGGGGAACCUACGAAGCACAGCUAUCGCGUCGAGGGCGUUAAAGUUGACCACCGAAAAUCCAACGACAAGGAGGUGCUGCUGCAGGACGUGAGCCUACACAGUAGCGGACGGUACAAAUGCGAAGUGAGCGCGGAGGCUCCUAGCUUCAACUCGGUCAGCGCAGAAGCCAGCAUGGAAGUCGCAGGUGAAACCAGACACGGAAAUGGUGUUCGAACAGCACGGACUUUAUUCGGUGAUAUCCAGUUUACGACUGCAAUUGGAACCGGAUCACAUCGCCGGCGACAAAAUAAACGUCAGAUGCGAGGCGACCGUGGUAUUGGACUCGAUGUCGGACAAGCCACGCUUCGAGACGCGCACAACGGAAGUUUUCGUGGAAGGACAGGGCAGCCUUGCAACGCCUUCCGUGUGCCUGACAGUAGCCAGCGCGCUACUUCUCCGACUACUGCCAACCUUGGUCUAGGAAUAAGAGCGUGCGAACCGCGCGCGGCCGGCCGCGUUCGCGUCCACGAGACGCAAUUGCCACGCGCGCGACUGGACUCCGUCGAGCAGGAAAGAAGAGAAGAUGAGAAACACAAGGAUGGAAGAAGAAAGAGACGGAUGGACGAUCAUACCUAGCGAUCAAAUGCGAAAUAAUAGGGAAAUAUCGUUGGAACGCAGGAUGAAAACACGGCAACGAUCGAACAAACACGGAAUUGGAAGGCGGGUCGGAACCGAAAAAAUUUCGGUUCGCGGAAUUAGCGAGGGACGAGUAUCGCUUGGCUACUUGGCCGAUGGGUGAUGAUCGAUCGGGGCACCGGGGUCGCCGUGAGGCAAUCGCGGGGCAGUCGCGGGCCCGGGAGAACGCGCGCGCGGAUUAUCAUCCCGUUGGACGGCACGCGACUCGAAAAUACGAUUUACGAGCCUGUAAGCGGAUUAAUUUGGACGAUUCGACGUGCACGGGAUAGCGUAAAUAUUUGUCUGGAGCGCGUAGGGAAGCGAGUCGGCUAUUCUUUCGCGGCGAUUCCGAUAGAAAUCCGCGACGAGCGAGAGCCGCGGCCGAGCGAGGCGUCUCGACGAUCCACCCCGCGCAUAUCCGUGUUUCUCUCGCAUGACGCGCAUCCGCGUAGCACGCAACGAUACCUACGUGUACUCGUUAUACGGCUUCGAAGCUUUUAACUCCCGUUGUAAUUCCGAAAAGUCGGGACGAGAUCGGUCGCGCGGUUCUCGCUCUCCAACCAAGAACGAACGAACGAACGAACGAGGAACCAACGGACUUUCGCUUGCCUUCGCGUCCGCGACUUCUCUCUUUGUGUCUGUAUACUUUGUACAUAGCUGCGACGCCUGCACGCGCGUACAUCUGCCGUUAUCUACGAAAACUAGGUACACCUCGUCGAACAUUGCGAUAGAGAAGAAAAAACAUUGGAUCGCGAACCUUAUUCGCGCUCUCCGUAGAAACGUAGACAACGUGGCGCGGCGUUUUUCCAAAGAAAACCAGAUCCGUCGCUCGUUUCCAAACGAGCUACGAUCGGGGCUGCGCAGUCGAACAACUCUCCCCGAAACUACCGAAAAUCGGACAGAGAUUACGUACUUGUGUGUAUGGCCUAAUGUAUAUACGUAUACAUAAUAUAUAUAUAUAUAUA